AUGGCCGUUCUAAUGGGCGAAGAAAUGUUGUUGUGGAAGAGAGGCAAAACUGUGGGCAAAGGCAGCUUCGGUAUUGUUUCAUUAGCUUCCACGUCCAACUUGCAUGAUCAUUUACUUAAUGGGGUUCCUCUUCCUUUUCAGAUUGCCGUAAAAUCUUGCAAAUUCAGUGGUUCUCGAUAUCUACGUGCAGAAAGUGAAUUCCUACGCAUGUUUCAAGAAUCUCCUUACGUAAUUCGCUCUUUCGGAGUUAAUGUCACUCAAGAAAAUGGCGUGAUUCUUUACAACUUAUUGCUCGAGUAUGCCUCCGGCGGAAGUCUAGCGGAUCGUCUUGAAGCGGACAUGAAUUCAAGAAAAGGGCUUGCAGAGUUUGAAGUUCAGAAGCACACGAAGAACGUCCUUUUGGGCCUAAGUCACGUUCACAGCAAAGGAGUUAUCCACUGUGACAUAAAGCCACACAAUAUUCUUGUUGUGGGCACCGAUAGAAUUGCCAAGAUCGCAGAUUUUGGACUUGCCAUGACUUUGGAAGAGAGCAGGAAAAAAAAGCACGGAAUCAGGGGAACAUACAGGUAUAUGGCACCAGAAUCCGUGAUUUACCACGAGUACGGAACAGAGGUUGAUAUUUGGGCUCUUGGCUGCACUGUCUAUGAGUUGCUUACAGGGACACCGCUGUGGGAAACAAGUUCAGACAUCAAUGAUGUAAACGCUGAUGUGUUAUAUAAAAUUGAGUUUGAGAAACCCAAAUUUCAGAAUGCAAAGUUGUCAAAAGAAGCACAAGAUUUUCUGAAAAGGUGUCUAGUCAAGAAUCCUAGGUCACGUUGGACUGCCGAGAUGCUCUUGAAUCAUCCUUUUCUGAAGUCUUCCUAUGUCCAGCUAACAAAGAAGCAAAGUGACAUGUCCCUUUUACGCAGAAUAUUUAAGACACUGCCACACAUUCGUGAUUUGAUUAAAGCAAGAUUGAUACAAUAA
Nicotiana tabacum (common tobacco) is the source of this 966-nucleotide messenger RNA. RefSeq names its product mitogen-activated protein kinase kinase kinase 20-like. Gene Ontology annotation, biological process: protein phosphorylation; signal transduction. Gene Ontology annotation, molecular function: protein kinase activity; ATP binding. The record is from RefSeq and is a predicted model, not a curated record. Lineage: Eukaryota; Viridiplantae; Streptophyta; Magnoliopsida; Solanales; Solanaceae.